Melampsora larici-populina 98AG31 is the source of this 2301-nucleotide messenger RNA. RefSeq lists its product as uncharacterized. The record is from RefSeq and is a predicted model, not a curated record. NCBI's taxonomy places the organism in Eukaryota, Fungi, Basidiomycota, Pucciniomycetes, Pucciniales, Melampsoraceae. The transcript is spliced from 4 exons. Bases 1 to 2301 code for a protein of 766 amino acids.
AUGAACAUCGACCCUUCUUUACCAACGGCAACUCUUUUGCCUUUGACCACCACCACCUCCACCACCACCUCCAAUGAAAUCCAACCACCAAAUCAGAAUAGUACUACUUCUCAAAAUCAAUUCACUGAUUCUAACAAUUCAUUAGCACCUUUACUUCAUCCACCUCCUUUAUCAAUCUCUUUCAGUCAUAAAUCAGAUGAACUUUCUUCUUCUAAUCAUCUUCAUCAUCAUCGAUUCACCAAUUCUACUUCAUCGAAACGAACUCGUCAUCGAACCUCAUUAGGACUUGAAGAUGACCAUUCAGGUGAUUCUAGUUAUGAUUCCGAUUCAGAGUCAUCCGAUAAUCAAGAUCAAGAUAAUCUAGAAGAUGAAGGUGCUCUCGGUUCUAGAUCGGCAAGAGCUGGAACAGCUGAGCGAUCCAAGAACAAGAAGAAACACAAGUCGAAGCGUAAGAAACGUUCGUUUCGCUCUUCGAAUCCCUCCGACAUGCGUACCUCUGUCGAUACUAUCCAAUUAGCACACGCAGUCGCUCUAAUUCAAGCUCAGCAACAAGCCACUACAUUCUAUGGCACCGGCUCGCCUAAUAUUCUUGGAGGCUUGGGCGUUUCCCCAUCUAACCACAGUAACGCUAACCCGCCGAGUGGAUCACAAUCCACUCCCAACAAUCAGCAACAACCUCUCACCGAACGCGAAGUGAUGUCUCGAAUCGAGGCUGCAGUGAAUCCUUUGAAGGUUCAGAUCGCCCACCUCAAGUCUCAAGUAGAUACGUUGGAGCGUCAACGCCAGUCAGCAGUUCGGGAAAUGACUUCAACUAGAGAUUUGCUAACUACAGCCUUCAAAAAAAUUGAAGCGCUGACCGGGAACGCGCACGAGUCGAUUGACAAUGGAGCGAUUGAGCAUUCCGCGUUCGAUCCUCAGAUCUCCGGUGCUAGUGGCCAGACCCCGCCUCCAGGGUUACAUGUGAAUGUUUUGGACAUUCCCGUUGUGCUCCCCUCCAAUGCUCUACAGAACACGCUUCCCAAUCCGCAUCUAUCACAUAUGAUUGCCCACAGCAAUCACCACGAUGAAUCUCGGACUUCACUCUUGUCACACCAUCUAGGGAACGUCAAUCCACUCUCCUCUGCCGCUAUCCUCAGAAGUGGUUCAUUGUCACGGUUCGACCAUGAGGAGCCGCUACGUCGAAGUACCCCGAAAAAGUCUGGAUUACCUACGAGUGUGAGCUUCACAAAUCCUCACAGCCUACUCAAUAAGGUCAAGAAACACCGAAGACCCGAAUUAUCCCGUACAGUCCGUGCCACCGUGUUUCGUCUGAUGGGAAUCUCCUCUAAUGCUUCACCAUCCGCAUCAAUGCAAUCAAUGCAUCAUGAGCCUAAAUUUGGUAAUGAGAAAAGUCGAGCUUAUCAUGGUUACACCACUACACCCUGCUUCCCCGAAUAUACGGAUGAAGAUUUAAUCGAUCCAGUGACUCAGGUCAAAAUCUGGAGAUGGGAUUGGUCAAAGACAAUUCGUCAAUCGCCCAAUAAUACGGCAUUCGCGAAAGAGAUACGAAAUGUGAUUGUUUCAGAAGUAGAGGAUACUAGCAAGGCGAUGCAUACUGACGUUCCUAUUGGUGAUUGGGAGUACUUGGACGACGCGAUCGAUAGUGCAUACACUAAUAUGAGACGUGAACGAGAGAAUCAAAUUGAUCCGACGAAAAUGGUGAAGAAAGAAGUUCAUCGAGCUCGAAACAAGAAGAGAGGUCUGAAAGAAGAUAAAUGUAAACGAAGGAAGAAGGCAUUGGAUGAAUAUCGAUCUGAUCCGGCCAGCUUCAUCUCCAAAAUGAAAGAUCUUGAUAUCAUCUUACCCGAUCGACCUCCAAUCACAUCUUCAUCUUCAGAUCAGACUCAAAAGACUUUAGAAGAAGAAAUUUUGAAUAGUUGGGAAGAAUCAUUAGAUUUGAAAUAUAUGUCAAGUGAAGAUGAAGCUCACUUACAAGACUUUGAAAAUCCGAUUUCAGUCGGACCUGAAAGACCUGAAAGUAGUCUUUCACUCUCUGAUAAGAUCUUUGCAAUUUGUAGACCAGGUUGGAGGUCAAACAUCCUUCAAAACUUAUUCACCUUUUUGGAUGCUAUCAAACAACCUGAAAGGGCUUAUCGAAGAGUACUUGGUAGCACACGUCAAAAUAUGCCACCUGCUGGUACCCCUCCUUGGAGGCGUGGUUUCCGUAUUGUAAUCUUACCUGAUACCUUGUUCUUCUUUGUCACAGUGAUUAAUACAGAGUGGGUGAUGACCCUUGGCCCACAAGAGGAGGUACCGAAAUGA